CCAACUCAAAUCUGUCUUUUCAGAGUAUUCAUGGUUUCUGUGUUAAGAACAGUUUUGGUUUUUAGUAUGCCAACAAACCCCAAUCCUCUUCCUCACUCAUCUCUUCUAAUCUCUUUCUACUUUGAGUUAAGCCACUAAAUUUUAGCCUUCUUUUCUUUCGAAAAAAAAAAAUGCAAUUUUAACCAAAUAAUAGACCCACCGAUUAUUUAUUUAUAUUAUAAUGGACACAGGACCACGAAGGAAAGCAGAUUUUUUUUUUGACUACUUUUUCAUUACUUAAUUAUUUAAUUAAUUUUCAAAAUAAAGUUGAAAUGAAUAUGCUUGAUUGCUUUGCUUUCAUAUUUUUUCUCCAUCAAUCUUUCUUUUUUUUUCUCUCUCUCUCCCGGCCCUAUUUUUCUCUCACGAAAACCAAUUAAUGUGAAUAAACAAACCGAAGGCUAUGAAUGAAUGAACAUUGAAGUGAUUUCAUUUUCUUGCUUUAAUUUCAUCUGUAUUUAGUUAGCGGGCCAAAAUAUAAAAUACCAUUAUUCAGAAACUAGCUUUUCAGCCAUUAAUGCCAUCUCUAAUCUUUGUUCUUAUCAGAAUAAUAAGAGAAAAGAGAAACCCUUCUCUUAUUUCUGCUCACUCUUCAAAACCCACAUUUUUAAAAUCACAACCCAAUUCCCAAAACCACUCAAAAAAAUAAAAAUCUUUACUGAAAAGGUUAAUGGGGAAGGGCUCUCCUUCAUCAGAGGAGUCGGAUGAGGCAGUAACAACUCAGUUGGAGCUAUUCAAGAAGUUUAAGCGGUUCAACCCACUUGAGUCAUCUCUUGGGCUUCUUGGGUUCGUUUUGGUCACUGUUAUCUUCAUCACCAGCUUCUUCUACUUGGAUUACGGAACUGUGGCUAGAGAGCUUCGCUCUGGUGGAACUGGUCUGAGAUGGCAUGACUCAUCGUUGUCUUCUUCAUCUUCUUUAUCAUCUUCCUCUUGUGAAAAUGAACGGCUGGGAUUUCUUGAUGAGGAUGGUGACAAGUGUGACGUGUUUGAUGGAAGUUGGGUAUGGGAUGAGAGUUAUCCACUCUAUGAGUCCCGAAAUUGCUCGUUUGUAGACCCAGGUUUCGCCUGUACUGAAAAUGGAAGAUUAGAUUCUUUCUACACCAAGUGGCGUUGGCAGCCCAAAGAUUGUAACUUGCCCAGAUUUAAUGGAACAAAGAUGUUAGAGAGCUUGAGGAACAAGCGGUUAGUAUUCGCAGGCGAUUCAUUGGGAAGGAACCACUGGGAAUCCCUCCUAUGUAUGCUUUCGGCUGCUGUUCCUAACAAGUCUUCCAUUUACGAGGUGAACGGGAAUCCAAUUGCGAAGCACUCGGGGUUCUUGAUCUUCAAGUUUGAGGAGUUCAACUGCACCAUUGAAUACUAUCGAUCACCAUUUCUAGUUGUCCAAGGCCAUCCUCCGGCUGGUGCUGCUGCAGAUGUGAAAUUCACAAUGAGAGUGGAUGAAAUGGACUGGAGUUCUGUACAUUGGAAAGAUGCAGAUGUUUUGGUUCUCAACACUGGCCAUUGGUGGAUUUAUGAGAAAACUAUACGAGAGGGAAGUUACUUUCAGGAAGUGGGGAAGGUGAAUAAGAAUAUGAGUGUUGAAACUGCUUACAGGAAAUCAAUCGAGACCGUGAUCGAUUGGAUUGAUGAUCAAGUGAAUUUGAACAAGACUACUGUCUUCUUCCGUACCUAUUCCCCUGUUCAUUUCAGAGGUGGAGAAUGGAACACUGGCGGCGGAUGUCACUUGGAAACACUCCCUGAUUUGGAUUCAGUUCCCAUUUCACCAGAAUCACAUUUUAGUACUACUGCUAAAGUAUUGGCAGAGCGAUUGAACAAAACUCGGUUAAUGGAUUUAGUUGUGUUAAACGUGACAGAAAUGACAUCAAGGAGAAAGGAUGGCCAUCCAUCAAUUUAUUACUUAGGGGCCGAGAAUGGACUGGCCCCUCUCAGCCAUCAAGACUGCAGCCACUGGUGCUUGCCUGGUGUGCCCGAUUCUUGGAAUGAGCUUCUAUAUGCCAUCUUCCUCAAGCGAGAAUUGAUUCGAGCAGGAAAUGCUACAAGUCCUAGCGAAUCUCCAUCGUAAUGUUGUGUAAAUUCUCACUGCUAUAUCAGUUUCUUAUUUAUUCUCAUUGUAUCUUCAAAUGCUGAGAAGUGAGAGUCGCAGAUGUUACUCGGCCAUGAAAUCAAAGCUUGGAAAGGUGAAAAUGCCGCAAGAUAGUAAAUCAUUGGUUUGAUCUUCAUGGGUGUGAUUCUUCUCAACAUGUUUCUCAAAAGGGUACAGUUCUUUUUGCUUCUACUUUUGAUGUCAGAUAUAGAAACUUUCAAGUCUUGGUACAGUUUAGAAGAAAUAUGUAUACAGUAAUACGUAAUUUCACUCUUGUAUUCUUUAAACAAAAAGAGAUAUAACGUACAUAAAUUUCAGUAAAUCGUGUAAGAAAAACUGAACCAUUGUUGAGAAUCAGGUAAAUUUGAGUCAUUUUAGGGGGUCUA
Cannabis sativa is the source of this 2505-nucleotide messenger RNA. Its product is annotated as protein trichome birefringence-like 11. Gene Ontology annotation, molecular function: O-acetyltransferase activity. Lineage: Eukaryota; Viridiplantae; Streptophyta; Magnoliopsida; Rosales; Cannabaceae. Gene Ontology annotation, cellular component: Golgi apparatus. The coding region runs from base 707 to 2098 and encodes 463 amino acids. The record is from RefSeq and is a predicted model, not a curated record. The transcript has 4 exons.